GUACCAAGCUCAUGUUAUACAUUAUUUGAACUGACUAAUUAGAAAAUUAGUAAAUAAAUUAAAAAUUGAAAUUGUCUUUGCCACUUUCUGAGUUUUUUUUUUUUGGGGGGGGGGGCAAAAGACAAGGGAUUUAGUCUUUAAAGGAUAUUGAAAAUUUUUUCAAAGUGGCAUUGAAGUUGAGCACAGAACUGAUACUUAAGGUUCUUAUCUAAAAUGCAUAUAUAUUUAUAUAUAAUCCAAAAACAAUAUUGUGAAUUGUAAACAGUGAUCUCUAAUUUCUAAUAUGCCAAAGUUUCCACACAUUUUAAAAAAUUAUUUUUUUAUUUAAAAAACCCUUUUUUCUUCAGUUUUAAAACAAUAUAAAUGGAUGCGUCAGUACAUCAACAAUUAAAGCCCCGAUCCUCAAAUGUACUUUAUUAUGAUCUUGAUGAUAUCAUUACUAUGCAAGAAAAAGUCCCUGUUCAGUUUGAAUUGCCAUGUUAUCGGUUAGGUUUUCUAGACCCUAGCUCUUCUGAAGAACAUAUAAAUCAGGGCUCCAAAAUGGAAAUACCAUGUUGGUUAGCAAUGGAACUUUGCACACGUCGACGUCACAUAACAUCCGUAGAAUUGCCUAAGAUGUACAAUGAAUCUUAUCGACAGAUCUUUAAAGCAGACGCUAAUGUAUUAGACCUACAUAAAAUGGGCCCUAAUUUUUAUGACUUUGGUUUAAAGCUGUUGCAUUUUCAACACAUGGACUCUGGGAUUGUUGCAAGAACACUGCUUGAAGUGUUUGUUAAACGAUUUCGUAAAAUUAUGGACGCUUCUCAAAAUGCAUCUCACCAAGAUAUUGUUAAACUGAAGCAAAAAUUGGAUGAAUUAGAAAUUUUUUUAUUUAACAAUGGACAAAAGUCUUUAAAGGACUUUAUACAUUGGCAACAGGGGACUGUAGGCAAGCUGGAAAUUUCAAACACAGUGUCAAUGCAACGAAAACGGAAAAGAACAGAACUUGAAGAGUAAACUGAUGUUGAUGAUGAUUUUUUUGAUUUUUUAAAACUUAUUACUGGUAGUGUUAAUUACAUUUCAUUCAUUGGUAAAAUGUGCACCUGUUCACAGGGUGUAGAUAUAUUGUUGUUGUACAUUCUAUUUAAAAAAUAUUUAACAUUCUUGA
Hydractinia symbiolongicarpus is the source of this 1147-nucleotide messenger RNA. Its product is annotated as DNA replication complex GINS protein PSF3-like. Gene Ontology annotation, biological process: mitotic DNA replication initiation. NCBI's taxonomy places the organism in Eukaryota, Metazoa, Cnidaria, Hydrozoa, Anthoathecata, Hydractiniidae. The transcript has a single exon. Bases 364 to 996 code for a protein of 210 amino acids. Gene Ontology annotation, cellular component: GINS complex. The record is from RefSeq and is a predicted model, not a curated record.